ACUCCCGUGCGCCCCUCCCCGCGAGCCCCUCCCCGCUCGCCCUACAUCCAGCGCCUGGCCGAGGGGGCUCAGUCCGCAGUCGCCGCUGUCGCCGCCGCGCUUUGGCCUCGGAGCUGGCAGCGGCCACUGGUGCCGCCUAGACAGCUGCGCGGGCAACCGGUAGCUGUUUUUAGCUGUGUCCAGCCCUUCGGGAACACAUCCUGUGUGAGUCUCGGGAGGUUGUCUGAGGUUGCCUGGUACUUGCUGUAUAUACUAAGCUGCCCUUGAAAUUGUGGUAACACUCCCAUCUCUGGCUUCCACGUGCUAGAAUUAUAGGUCCCUCCAGCUAUAAGGUGGGCACCAUGUCUGAGAAGUUCGACUGUCACUACUGCAGGGACCCCUUGCAGGGGAAGAAGUACGUGCAGAAGGAUGGCCACCAUUGCUGCCUGAAGUGCUUUGACAAGUUCUGCGCCAACACCUGCGUGGAAUGCCGCAAGCCCAUAAGUGCUGAUGCCAAGGAGGUGCACUAUAAGAAUCGCUACUGGCACGACACCUGCUUCCGUUGUGCCAAGUGCCUUCACCCCUUGGCCAGCGAGACCUUUGUGUCCAAGGAUGGCAAGAUCCUGUGCAACAAGUGUGCCACUCGGGAGGACUCCCCCAGGUGCAAAGGGUGCUUCAAGGCCAUUGUGGCAGGAGACCAGAACGUGGAGUACAAGGGCACCAUCUGGCAUAAAGACUGCUUCACCUGCAGCAACUGCAAGCAAGUCAUUGGGACCGGAAGCUUCUUCCCUAAAGGGGAGGACUUCUACUGUGUGACUUGCCAUGAGACCAAGUUCGCCAAGCAUUGCGUGAAAUGCAACAAGGCCAUCACAUCUGGAGGAAUCACUUACCAGGAUCAGCCCUGGCAUGCCGAGUGCUUUGUGUGUGUUACCUGCUCUAAGAAGCUGGCUGGGCAGCGUUUCACCGCUGUGGAGGACCAGUAUUACUGCGUGGAUUGCUACAAGAGCUUUGUGGCCAAGAAGUGUGCUGGAUGCAAGAACCCCAUCACUGGGAAAAGGACUGUGUCAAGAGUGAGCCACCCAGUCUCUAAAGCUAGGAAGCCCCCAGUGUGCCACGGGAAACGCUUGCCUCUCACCCUGUUUCCCAGCGCCAACCUCCGGGGCAGGCAUCCGGGUGGAGAGAGGACUUGUCCCUCGUGGGUGGUGGUUCUUUAUAGAAAAAAUCGAAGCUUAGCAGCUCCUCGAGGCCCGGGUUUGGUAAAGGCUCCAGUGUGGUGGCCUAUGAAGGACAAUCCUGGCACGACUACUGCUUCCACUGCAAAAAAUGCUCCGUGAAUCUGGCCAACAAGCGCUUUGUGUUUCAUAAUGAGCAGGUGUAUUGCCCUGACUGUGCCAAAAAGCUGUAACUUGACAGGGGCUCCUGUCCUGUAAAAUGGUAUUUGAACCAUGCUUUGUGUCCUUUGCUCCCUCCCUCCCUCCCUCUGUACCAUCCGUAGGGGAGGAGUGGGGUUUCACCUCUUUAAAGUUGCUCCUUCUGUCUUGUCUCCCAUUUUACAGUAUUAAUCAACCAAGGGCACACAGUGAUCAUAUUAGGAAUUAGCAAAGAGCAACCUGGCAGCAAAAAUAAUUUCUCUGUUGCUGCAGUGGAAAAACAGAAACAAAAAACAAAAAACAAAAAAAAAAAAACUUAGAUUGACUCUUCUGCAUGUUUCUCAUAGAGCAGAAAAGUGCUAACCAUGUAGCCACUUGAUGAUGUAAGCAAGAAGCAUAGGUGAUAAGGCUCCCACGGAGAGGCCUUUCAGGGCUCAUCUGGGACCCACUGUGCGGUCACAUGACUGAUGAGCAAGAGUUGAGCGGCUGCUCCAACUCGCUGCCCUCCUUAUUCUGGGAGCAGUAAAGAACUUGCCAGAAUGCAUGGCUGAACUUCAUCAAAACUCUGACCUCCCUUCUGUUCUUUUGUGCUUUCACAUGACUAACACGAAUUUCCAGAAAAUUAACAUUUUGAACUUAGCUGUAAUUCUUAACUGACUUUCCCCCAUACUAACUAACGUUUGACUCCCCCACGUGGCGUGUUCUCUGAGUGUUCCUCCUUUAAAGCAUGGAACACACAGGUGAUUUGGAAAGUCUAAGAAGAUCUGAGAAACAAGCCUGUCUCAGAACGACACCGUCACAGUGACUACUUCCGGAAGUGUAACAAAACUAACCCUCCUCUUCUUUUUAAUUUUUUAAAAAAAUUGUUUUGUUUUAAUAGUAAAAAUAGUUUAUGGGUUUGGAAACUUGCAUGACAAUAUUUGAGCCUCCUCAGACGUUCCUGCAGUUUUGAGAUUCAUCCUAUAGAAGAGACAAAAACUCUAGAGGGCCAGCUGAGCAGGCACAGGGCUGUCGUCAACAAGAUAGAACAUUUCAAAAUCGGGACAAGUUGAAUCCCUUGUAACAGAGUUGUCUGCCCUUUGUCUGUGUUCGAGACUGCAAAGUCCUUUAUCUUGUGAUUCUUAGAACUUUCCCUCAAGAGUUUAGUGGGUCUCGGGGGCUGUUGGGGGUGGUUUCCCACCUCCUGCCUCUCUGAAAUGCAGGAUACCUACUUAACUGUAUUCUCCAUUAUGAUAUUACAUAUAUAAAGAGACAAUAUCAAAGUAAACAUGUAAUGAAAAUACAGAUUCAUAUAUUACUGUAGCAGUGGUUGUAGAUGCCGACACCUCAUGUCCACAUUUUGUCAUUAGCUGUUUCCAUCGAAAGUUUCAGUGUAUCCUUACAAAAAUAAAGCAGCUAGAAAGAA
Messenger RNA from Peromyscus maniculatus bairdii (prairie deer mouse), 2754 nucleotides. The record is from RefSeq and is a predicted model, not a curated record. NCBI's taxonomy places the organism in Eukaryota, Metazoa, Chordata, Mammalia, Rodentia, Cricetidae.